UUUGCCUUUUGUCAUGAGCAUUUUUUUGUAUAAUGGAACAUAGACAACACAGAUUUGAGCACCGGUAGUAUAGUGUAAAACAAAAGUAAAUCAUUGCGUCUGUUUUCAAAACAAAUAUACCAAAUCAUUUGUCCAACAUAUCCGAUCACUGACAAAAAAUUCGUGAGCUGUACACUGGUAGUUGGUACAAAUGAGAAAUGUUUCGAGCAGACAAAUCUAACAAAUUCGACUUGGGUGAGCUGAAGAGAAAACUUAAACGUAUUGCUGAUGGUAGCAUCUUGUCUUAUCGCCGGAUAUUUCUGCUUCUACUGGGAGUAUGUGUGUUUUUCUAUAUUUUGCCACCGGUUUUUCGCUAUCUGUUCAUGCGUACACCAGAGAUAAAGGAUCCACAUAUGCAGUGCAUGGACGACCGUUUAACUCCAUUUUUCCUGCAAAACUAUGAGUUCGAUUCCAAUAUACGUCACGUGCCACCUAUAUCCGGAGAACGUAAUUUUAUACCUUAUAUUGGUAAUGGAUAUAUUGGUAUGGAGGUCGCACAUGAUUCCUCCUUGAAUAUAAAAUCGGGCCGAUCAAUGCAAUUGCCAAUGCAAUUCCAUCCAGUUGUCUCGGUAGCACAAAGAAACGAAGCUGGACGAGAAGCAACGGUAGUUGAGUACUUGUCUGGUACAGUGCACAGAUUUCAAUGCUUCUCAAAUUAUUUUGUCGCCUAUAAUUACUACGCACACCGUACACACCCGAGCAUCUUAAUGCAGGAAAUUAAAAUAACCAAUACCCGAAACAGCAUAGAGGAGGUGGAACUGAUUUUCCCCCGUAGUUACUUUCAGUCACCAACCUCACAUACAAUUAAAUUAGGUUCGUCAACUCAAUCGUCUGUACUGAAAGAUUUUGAUGUUACCACGGGAAGUAUUUUAGUAAAAGCGGACGAUCCCACUCGCGUCAUUGCAGUGAGUGUUGUCAAACCACAAAUGAGUCGCAUCGUUCAGCUGAAGAAACGUGGCGCUAUCACCAUAAUAUUUCCAAUCUCAGUACAUUAUUCACAACCUAUAACGCUUGACAAGUUAGAGGAAACCCAACAAGAUGUAGAAAAUAAAGCUGUACAAGCUAUGACAAAAGUUUUGCAGAAAUUACAAAACAAACCUGAUGCACAACCAAAUGCACAUACAUUUCGCCAAGAGCACGUUAACGUUUGGUCUGAUUUGUGGGCUACCGGUUUCAGUAUUAGUACAUCUAAAGCAGAGAACAGUUUAAAUGGUGAUCGCAUUAAUGCUUCCAUGUAUGCAGUUUUAUCCCAAACACGCAGUUAUGAAUAUGAAGAGUUUGCUUCAUUAAAAUCGCCUAGCAAACAGGAAAUUGCUAAGGCAUUAACAUAUGCCGAAGGUUGUUAUGAUUCGUACUAUACCUUGCAAGCAGAGAAUCUUUGGUUGACCGCUGACACUUUGGAAAAACUCAACAAUUUAGUAUCAUCAUGGAUGGUUACUUUAGAAAAGCAGGGUUGUCACAAUCUCAUUCGUGCUGGCGCUUCAGGAGUAAUACAAGCUAUGGUUUUAAGCUUUGGCAGUUUUCGUUUCAGCAAUCAACAUUUGGAGUGUAACAUGCAUCCCAAGUAUCUCCAUCGGGACUUUCUCUUUCGUCGCCUGAACUAUGGCAAUAAAACACAUCUUAAUGUAUCCAUCACAGUUACCGAAGAUAAUAAAGCGGUUAUUAAUGUGGCGCUUGAUCGCUCAGAUCGUAGUUAUUACGCUUGUGAUGGCGGGUGCUUGGAUGAACCAGUUUUACUAACUCAAAGCCGUCGCCAGUUCCCGGUCAAAUUAACCGAGCCUCUGACAGCAAUUUUAUAUAUUACAGAGGAUAAACAACACAUGGAAGAGCUUCAUAAGGCUAUACAUGUUAGAGAAGUAGUUGAAGCUCCUGCGCACGAACAGCACUUAAUCGCGCUUCAUAGGCAUGGCCAUCAAUUAGGUGGUUUGCCUACACUCUUCUGGGUAUCAGUGUGUGCAAUAAUUAUAGUAUUUCAUGCGUUCCUGUGUAAAUUAAUUAUUAAGGAAUAUUGCGAGCCAUCGGAAAAGUUGAGAUAUCGAUACAAUAAACCAUGACUAUGAAAAAUACAAGUAUGUUGUGUGUAUAUUUACGAUUGUAGUUAAAUUUAAGAUUAUUUGAGCUUAUGAUGAUAGCUAGAUCAAUGUUUUAAUUAUGAAUUGCUCGCUGCGCUUUGCAUUACUCUUAUGCAAAUACAUAUCUAUGUAUAUUUUUAUGUAUUGUAUAUUUUGUUUUGAUAAAAAGCAUGCGGAUGAAAUUUGAAACCUUAGAAAUUAUGUGUCUGAACUUAUACUAAUGAAAUAAAUAUAUUAUAAUCGUGCUACCUAGAUAUUUUAGUAUACUAGUUUUAAGGUGCAUGGUAUGUUCGUAAGGAAACGUUAGGAAAUGUAUAUGUUUGGGCAAAUAAUAUUAGAACAGUAUUCAUAUACGCAAAAUGAUGUAAUAAGUUCUUAGUCGGCAUUCAAAUUCUGUGUUUGUUGAGCGAGCAAGACAAUAAAAUUAAUAAUGGAUGUAGACAUGAAAAGUUUUAAUGAUUCAAUGAGAUAAGGUCGAAUCACGUCAUUUAUAGGCAUAAUAAAUUUGUAAAUUAAAUGAUUUAUCGCAAAAGUUUAGUUAGUAUAACUUCUUUUAUUAACAAAAUUUAUGUAUUAUAAAAAUCACAACAAUAUUUAAUAAAUAAAUAAUAAUAUUUACAUGUACAAAUGGCUAAUUCAAGAGUCAGCAUUGUCAAUUGAAAUGAACGGAAAUUGAUUAAAAUUCAUUUUGCAAUAAACCAAUAAAACUAUGAACGAAUUGUGGAAUAGUAUUAGCCUUUCGUAACGGCGUGAAUAGACUCUGCCACAUAUGUGACAUUCUUCGUAGACAAUCCAACUACUGCAAUACGUCCAUCCUUUGUCAGGUAGAUACUGAAUUCCUUAGUUAAGCGUUCCACCUGCUCCGGAUUUAGUCCUGUAUAGCAAAACAUACCAAUCUGAUUGGUAAUAUGCUCCCACGAGCGCUUAGAUCCGAGUGCCACUAAUUUUUCCAUCAAUUGAUUGCGCAUAUUUAUUGUACGAUUAGCCAUUGUCUGCAAGUCUUCCAACCACAUGCAAUAGAGCUCGUUAUCACCGAAAAUCUCCGUUGCAAUACGUGCACCAUAAACAGGUGGACUAGAAUACAUGGGUCGUAUGAUGGUUUUCACAUUAGAUGUCACACGCUCUGCCUCGUCCUUAGUGGAGCAAACGAUAGUAAGAGUGCCGACUCUUUCGCCAUAGAGUCCCAUGUUUUUGGCAAAACUUUGAGCCAAGCAAAAUUCAUGUCCUUCUGAGGCGAAAAUACGCACUGCUUCCGCAUCCUUAUCAAUAUCACCACUGGCAAAACCAAGAUAAGCCAUAUCGAAAAAGGGAUACAGGUUGCGCGAUUUCAUUAUACGUGAUAUUUCAAGCCAUUGCUCCUUUUUCGGAUCCACGCCAGUAGGGUUGUGGGCACAAGCAUGUAGCAGAACGAUAGAUUUUUCGGGACUUUUCUAAAUAUAAGCAUUGAAUUUAGCAAUUAAAAUGCAAGCUUCAAAAAGUCACUUACACACAACGAUUCAUAGAGGCCCUGCUCAUUGAGCCCUAGCGUUUUCGGGUCAUAGUAAUUAUAGGUGGCUACCUUGAGUCCAGAGUGCAUGAAAAUGGGUCUAUGGUUAGGCCACGUGGGAUUGGGCAAAUGUACUAGGCGUUCACCUUUCCAAAAGAGGCCUAAAAAUGCGGCACCUAUGCGUAAUGAACCAGUGCCACUCAAGCACUACGGGGAUAUUUAAAAAUUUUAAUAAGUACGAACAAAUACUAAGGCUGUAAUUCAGUUGAAUCAUGUGCAUAGUUUGUAGACACCUUAUCGAAGUACCUACCUGUGAUGUUGAGUUGCGCUUGUCUUUCAAUAUUUCCGAAUCUUUCCCAAGUGCCAGCUCUACUGACUUGUUGUAGAACUCUGCCAACCCAUUGAUAGGCGCAUAUUCAUGGUUCAUAUUUUUAGAAGCUAUACGCUUUUCAGCCUUAACGAAUGGGGUAUGUAAUCAAUUUAAACAAUAGAAAAUAACAGAAAUUCCACAAACCUCUCUAACACUGGGCAAUACCCAUGGUUUAUUACCGUCAUCGCGAUAAGCACCUACACCUAAGUUUACCUUCUUGGGAUUUUUAUCACUUAAAAAUGCCUCUGUAAGGCCGAGGAUGGCAUCUGGUGGUGCCAUCUUGACAUCUGCGAACCAAGAUCUGAAAAUAUGUAAUUGUGUAAUUCCUCAAAAACUUAAACAUACAUUCUUUUUGCUUUACUUAUGGCGUGGGUAAUCAAGGGAUAUUCUUGGAUAAAGAAAAACUAAGUUGGAGGUUUUGAGCAUCCCAGCACCUUUCUUAAACUGUAACAUUUCGCGGUACUCUCUUUAUUUUGCCAAAAUUUUUUGUGCUUAAAUAUUUUUGUUUCCAAGACUUAUGUACAUAUGUCAAACCAAAUUUUUCUUAUAAACUACUUUUUAUUCUGAAUGAUUGAAAUGAAUAGUGACUGAAUGCUUUUAUUAUUCGAAAUUCAACACUUUUUAACAAAACUAAAAUUCCCAGUACUUCAAAUAGAUGAAUACCAAAAUUCCUAACGCUUGCGAGUGUUGCAAAUGAAUUGUUUGAGGUCAAAUUUUCUUUCAACCACAAGCUUAACUUUCUUCAACUUAUGGCUUAAGUCCUUAGAACAAAACAGGGCUUAUUUGUAUAUUGUUGCAGUGAAAAGUUUUGAGAAAUUUUGCUGAAGUGACACUUCUUGAUCAAACAUAAAUUCGAAACGUUUUAAUAGCGUAGACUGGUUGUGCGUUUGCAAAUUUAUCUUUUAAUUCUGUCAAGUUAUAUGCAAGAACAUUUUUACGCUUUCCUCGUUGGGGCGAGAGACUCAACGCUCAAUUAAAUAUAAGGCUCUAUCCUACAAAUGUCCGUAAAUUGCUUUUUAAAAGGCAUCAAAUAACAGGCAACACAAAAUAAUACACAACUUUACUAAAUGUUUGAAGACCAUGUUU
Molecule: messenger RNA, 5053 nt
Organism: Anastrepha ludens (Mexican fruit fly)
Lineage: Eukaryota; Metazoa; Arthropoda; Insecta; Diptera; Tephritidae
Exons: 7
Coding region: 198-2093 (631 amino acids)
Source: RefSeq, a predicted model, not a curated record